Bombina bombina (fire-bellied toad) is the source of this 8261-nucleotide messenger RNA. It is a transcript of the gene TLN1, whose product is annotated as talin 1. Gene Ontology annotation, biological process: platelet aggregation. NCBI's taxonomy places the organism in Eukaryota, Metazoa, Chordata, Amphibia, Anura, Bombinatoridae. Gene Ontology annotation, cellular component: focal adhesion; plasma membrane; cytoskeleton. The record is from RefSeq and is a predicted model, not a curated record. Gene Ontology annotation, molecular function: actin filament binding; structural constituent of cytoskeleton; integrin binding.
AAGGAAUAUCUUUUUUUUUCCUCACUGCAGAUUUCUCUGUAGAUUAGACCCCUCCGUUCGCUGCAGACAUGGUGGCGUUAUCGCUGAAGAUUGCCAUUGGAAAUGUUGUCAAGACGAUGCAGUUUGAGCCCUCUACUAUGAUCUAUGACGCGUGCCGUAUUAUCAGAGAGCGAGUUCCAGAAGCACAGAUUGGGCAACCUAAUGACUUUGGCCUCUUUUUGUCUGAUGAGGAUCCUAAGAAAGGGAUCUGGCUUGAGGCUGGAAAAGCUCUGGAUUAUUAUAUGCUGCGUAAUGGGGACACUCUGGAGUACAGGAAGAAACAGCGCCCACUUAAGAUACGCAUGUUGGAUGGAACUGUAAAAACAGUCAUGGUGGAUGACUCAAAAACUAUGAGUGAUCUUUUGAUGACCAUUUGUGCACGUAUUGGUAUCACCAAUUACGAUGAGUACUCGCUUGUACGCGACAUCAUGGAGGAGAAGAAAGAGGAAGUGACAGGGACACUGAAACGUGAUAAAACGCUGCUGCGUGAUGACAAGAAAAUGGAGAAACUUAAACAAAAGCUGCACACGGAUGACGAGUUGAACUGGCUGGACCCCGGACGUACUUUACGGGAACAAGGGGUGGAUGAAAAUGAGACACUUCUUCUCAGACGCAAGUUUUUCUACUCUGAUCAGAAUGUUGAUUCGAGGGACCCUGUACAGCUCAAUCUGCUUUAUGUGCAGGCGCGAGAUGACAUUCUGAAUGGGUCUCACCCUGUGUCGUUUGAUAAAGCGUGCGAGUUUGCCGGGUACCAGUGCCAGAUACAGUUUGGACCUCACAAUGAGAUGAAGCACAAGCCGGGAUUCCUAGAGUUAAAAGAUUUUUUGCCCAAGGAAUACAUCAAACAGAAGGGAGAACGCAAGAUAUUUGGAGCUCACAAGCAGUGUGAGAAUAUGAGUGAAAUUGAAGCUAAAGCGCGGUAUGUGAAACUGGCACGUUCUCUAAAAACCUACGGAGUCUCCUUCUUCUUGGUUAAGGAAAAAAUGAAAGGCAAAAACAAGCUGGUUCCCCGUCUUCUCGGUAUAACUAAGGAAUGUGUAAUGAGGGUGGAUGAGAAGACGAAGGAAGUGAUCCAGGAAUGGAAUCUGACAAACAUCAAGAGAUGGGCAGCAUCACCCAAGAGCUUCACAUUGGACUUUGGGGAUUAUCAGGAUGGAUAUUACUCUGUACAGACAACAGAAGGAGAGCAGAUCGCGCAGCUUAUUGCUGGAUACAUUGACAUUAUCCUGAAGAAGAAAAAAAGCAAAGAUCAUUUUGGACUGGAGGGUGAUGAGGAGUCAACUAUGCUGGAGGACUCGGUUUCCCCCAAAAAGUCCACAGUUCUCCAGCAGCAGUUUAACCAGGUUGGAAAAGUGGAACACGGUUCUGUGGCUUUGCCGGCAAUCAUGCGCUCCGGUGCUGGUGGUCCAGAGAACUUCCAGGUGGGCUCCAUGCCCCAAGCCCAACAACAGGUCAACAGCGGCCAACUGCACAUAGGACACAUGCCACCCCUGACCUCUGCUCAGCAAGCUCUCACUGGUACGAUAAACUCAAGUAUGCAAGCUGUGAACGCUGCGCAUGCUACACUAGAUGACUUUGACACAUUGCCAGCCCUUGGACAGGAUGCGGCAUCCAAGGCCUGGAGGAAAAACAAGAUGGAUGAAUCCAAACAUGAGAUCCACUCACAGGUGGACGCCAUCACAGCUGGGACUGCAUCUGUUGUAAACCUGACUGCAGGUGACCCAGCAGAUACAGAUUACACCGCCGUGGGCUGUGCUGUCACAACAAUUUCCUCUAACCUCACUGAGAUGUCACGUGGAGUGAAGUUGUUGGCUGCGCUUAUGGAAGAUGAGGGUGGGAACGGCAGGCAGCUUCUGCACGCUGCCAAAAACCUGGCAGGAGCCGUAUCUGAACUGCUAAAGACGGCCCAGCCAGCCAGCACAGAGCCUCGUCAGGUCCUUCUUCAGGCUGCAGGGAACGUGGGCCAGACCAGUGGGGAACUAUUGCAACAGAUCGGAGAGUGUGACACUGACCCUCACUUCCAGGGGAGAUGGUGCGUCAGGCACGGAUCUUGGCUCAGGCAACAUCUGAUCUUGUUGGUGCCAUCAAGGCAGAUGCAGAAAGAGAAACUGAUUUGGAAAAUUCUCGAAAACUUCUGAGUGCCGCUAAACUGCUGGCAGAUGCCACUGCAAGAAUGGUUGAGGCUGCAAAGGGUGCUGCAGCAAACCCAGACAGUGAGGAGCAGCAGCAGAAAUUACGCGAGGCAGCAGAAGGUCUACGCAUGGCGACUAAUGCAGCAGCACAAAACGCAAUUAAGAAGAAGCUGGUUCACAAGUUGGAGCAAGCUGCAAAACAAGCUGCAGCAUCAGCCACGCAGACCAUCGCAGCGGCUCAGAAUGCAGCGUCCAGCAACAAGAACCCGGCAGCACAACAACAGCUGGUCCAGAGCUGUAAGGCUGUGGCUGAUCAGAUCCCGAUGUUAGUCCAGGGAGUUCGGGGAAGUCAAUCUCAGCCCGAGAGUCCGAGUGCACAGCUGUCUCUGAUUAGUGCCAGCCAAAACUUCCUGCAGCCCGGUGGGAAGCUGGUCUCUGCUGGGAAGGCUGCUGUCCCCACGGUUUCAGACCCUGCCUCAGCAAUGCAGCUCAGUCAGUGCACUAAGAAUUUGGCAUCAGCACUGGCUGAACUCCGUACUGCAGCACAGAAGGCUCAAGAAGCUUGUGGCCCUUUGGAAAUUGACUCUGCACUUAACCUUAUCCGAUCCCUGGAGCAAGAUCUGCAGGAGGCACGAGCAGUGGCAAGGGAGGGUAAACUAAAGCCCCUUCCUGGUGAGACGAUGGAGAAGUGUGCACAGGAUCUGGGGAACAGCACAAAGGCUGUAAGUUCAUCUAUUGCACAGUUAUUGGGAGAGGUUGUCCACGGCAACGAGAAUUACACAGGUCGUGCAGCCCGGGAGGUUGCUCUAUCUCUACGUUCCCUGGCACAAGCUAGCCGUGGUGUUGCUGCUAACACUGCUGACCCAGCACUGCAGAAUACCAUGCUGGAAUGUGCUCAGGAUGUCAUGGACAAAGCUGGUAACCUUGUUGAGGAAGCAAAGCGAGCUGUGGGCAAGCCAGCUGACCCUGAAGCCCAGCAGAGGCUAGCGCAGGUUGCUAAAGCAGUCUCGCAAGCCCUGAGUCGCUGCGUCGGCUGCCUGCCCGGGCAGAGAGAUGUGGAUGCCGCCAUCAGGAGCAUUGGGGAAGCCAGUAAAAGACUGCUAGCUGGAUCGUUCCCACCCAGCUCUAAGAAUUUCCAGGAAGCCCAGUCUCAGCUCAACCAAUCUGCCGCUGGUCUUAACCAGUCCGCCAAUGAGCUGGUACAGGCCUCUCGGGGCACCCCACAGGAUCUGGCUAGGGCUUCUGGGAAGUAUGGCCAUGACUUCAGUGAUUUCCUUCAGGCCGGAGUGGAGAUGGCAGGACAGGCACAGAAUAAAGAGGAUCAGGCCCAGGUUGUCUCAAACUUGAAGAGCAUCUCCUUAUCCUCCAGCAAGUUACUCCUGGCAGCUAAAGCCCUCUCGGCAGAUCCAGCAGCACCCAACCUGAAGAGCCAAUUGGCAGCCGCCGCAAGGGCUGUGACUGACAGCAUCAAUCAACUGAUCACGGUGUGCACCCAGCAGGCGCCAGGUCAGAAGGAAUGUGACAAUGCCCUGCGGGAACUUGAGACGGUACGAGAGCUUCUACAAAAUCCCACUGAGCCUGUUAAUGACCAGUCAUAUUUCCACUGUCUGGACAGCGUAAUGGAGAAUUCUAAGGUCCUUGGAGAAUCAAUGGCUGGUAUCUCUCAGCAUGCUAAGAUGAGCAACCUGCCUGAGUUUGGUGAAUCUGUGAGUGCUGCAUCUAAGGCACUGUGUGGUUUGACUGAGGCAGCAGCGCAGGCAGCAUAUCUGGUAGGUGUGUCUGACCCCAACAGUCGAGCUGGCCAGCAGGGCCUUGUAGAUCCCACACAGUUUGCCAGAGCUAAUCAGGCCAUACAAAUGGCAUGUCAGAACUUGGGAGACCCGGCUUGCACCCAGUCACAGGUACUUUCAGCUGCCACUAUUGUGGCAAAACACACCUCCGGACUCUGCAAUGCUUGCCGCUUGGCCUCCACCCACACCUCCAACCCAGUUGCCAAGAGGCAAUUUGUUCAGUCAGCAAAAGAAGUAGCAAACAGCACUGCCAACCUGGUGAAGACAAUCAAGGCGCUUGAUGGGUCGUUCAAUGAUGAGAAUCGUGUAAAGUGUCGUGAUGCGACUGUGCCUCUGAUCCAAGCUGUGGAGAACCUCACUGCAUUUGCUUCUAAUCCAGAAUUUGCCAGCAUUCCAGCACAAAUAUCGCCUGAGGGUCUUCGUGCUAUGGGGCCCAUUAUUAGCUCUGCUAAAGCAAUGCUGGAGAGCUCAGGGGGUCUCAUCCAGACAGCGCGUUCUCUUGCUGCUAAUCCUAAGGACCCUCCUCAGUGGUCAGUGCUUGCUGGCCACUCCCGCACCGUGUCUGACUCCAUCAAGAAACUCAUUACUAACAUGAGGGAUAAAGCCCCAGGACAGCGGGAAUGUGACCAGGCAAUUGAACUGCUAAACCAGGCUGUGAGAGAUCUUGAUCAAGCCUCCUUAGAAGCCAUCAGUCAGCAGCUGGCGGCACGUGAGGGCAUCUCACAAGAGGCGCUGCACACUCAGAUGCAGACUUCCGUACAAGAGAUCAGUAAUCUGAUUGAACCUCUGGCGGCUGCUGCCCGAGCAGACUCAUCACAACUCGGACACAAGGUCUCCCAGAUGGCGCAGUAUUUUGAGCCUCUAACUCAUGCCGCUAUUGGUGCGGCUUACAAGACAAUAAAUCAUCAGCAGCAAAUGAAUCUUCUGGACCAGACCAAGACGCUGGCAGAGUCUGCCCUGCAAAUGCUUUAUACGGCCAAGGAGGCAGGAGGGAAUCCCAAGGUCGCCGUGCACACACAGGAGGCUCUGGAUGAAGCUGCACAGAUGAUGUGUGAAGCUGUGGAUGACCUUAAAGGGACUCUGAAUGAAGCGGCCAGUGCAGCUGGAGCAGUAGGAGGGAUGGUGGACUCAAUUACGCAGGCGAUUAAUAAGCUUGAUGAGGAGCCAGCUGGUGAGCCCGAGGGGUCCUUUGUAGAUUAUCAGACAACCAUGGUAAAGACUGCCAAGGCCAUUGCAGUGACCGUCCAAGAAAUGGUUACAAAGUCUAAUACCAAUCCUGAUGAACUAGGAACUCUGGCAAAUCAGCUAACCAAUGACUAUGGACAGCUAGCCUAUGAAGCAAAAUCAGCUGCUCUGACUGCUGAAAAUGAGGAAAUUGGAUCACACAUCAAGCAACGCGUUCAAGAGUUGGGUCAUGGAUGUUCCCAGCUGGUUACCAAGGCAGGAGCUCUGCAGUGCAGCCCCAAUGACGGCUACACCAAGAAGGAGCUUAUUGAGAGUGCCAGGCGUGUGUCUGAGAAGGUGUCGCAUGUGUUGGCUGCUCUCCAGGCUGGAAAUCGGGGCACUCAGGCAUGUAUUACUGCGGCCAGUGCUGUGUCUGGCAUCAUUGCAGAUCUUGACACUACGAUCAUGUUUGCCACGGCCGGCACCCUAAACCGAGAGAAUGCAGAAACCUUUGCCGAUCACCGUGAAGGAAUCCUGAAGACCGCAAAAGCUCUGGUUGAAGACACCAAGGUAUUAGUUCAGAACGCAACAUCCAGUCAAGAGAAGUUGGCUCAGGCAGCUCAGUCUUCGGUCACAACCAUCACACGCCUCGCCGAGACCGUUAAACUGGGAGCCGCCAGCUUAGGAGCAGAAGAUCCAGAAACGCAGGUUGUCCUGAUUAACGCAGUGAAAGAUGUGGCUAAAGCUCUCGGAGAUCUCAUAAGUGCAACAAAGGCAGCUGCUGGCAAAUCUAGUGAUGACCCAUCCGUUUAUCAGCUCAAGAACUCAGCCAAGGUCAUGGUGACUAAUGUGACAUCUUUACUGAAGACCGUUAAAGCUGUAGAGGAUGAAGCCACCAAGGGAACCCGUGCACUAGAAGCAACAAUAGAACACAUCCGACAGGAGCUAGCGACAUUUUCAUCUCCCGAGCAGCCGGCAAAAACAGCCACUCCAGAGGACUUUAUUCGCAUGACUAAAGGAAUCACAAUGGCAACUGCAAAAGCAGUUGCUGCAGGAAACUCUUGUCGACAAGAGGAUGUGAUUGCAACUGCUAACCUGAGUCGCCGUGCAAUUGCUGAUAUGCUACGUUCAUGCAAGGAAGCCGUCUACCAUCCUGAGGUUAGCCCUGAUGUUCGGAUCCGUGCGAUGCGCUAUGGUAAAGAAUGUGCGACUGGCUACCUGCAGCUGCUGGAUCAUGUGCUAGUGAUCCUACAGAAGCCAAGCUCGGACCUGAAGCAGCAGCUUGCCGGACACUCUAAGCAGGUGGCUGGCUCAGUAACAGAGCUGAUCCAGGCUGCUGAGGCAAUGAAAGGCACAGAAUGGGUUGACCCAGAGGAUCCCACAGUCAUUGCAGAGAAUGAGUUGCUGGGGGCAGCUGCGGCUAUUGAGGCAGCGGCCAAGAAGCUUGAGCAACUGAAACCACGUGCCAAGCCCAAGGUUGGUGCUAUUCCAGCAAAUGCAGUGGAUGACGGGCAGUGGUCGCAAGGACUGAUAUCUGCUGCUCGCAUGGUGGCCGCAGCAACCAGUAACCUGUGUGAAGCAGCAAACUCGGCGGUGCAGGGUCACGCUAGUGAGGAGAAGCUAAUCUCAUCUGCCAAACAAGUCGCCGCUUCUACAGCUCAACUGCUUGUGGCCUGUAAAGUAAAAGCCGACCACGAUUCGGAGGCAAUGAAGAGAUUGCAGGUGGCUGGAAAUGCAGUGAAGCGAGCGUCCGAUAAUCUUGUAAAAGCUGCCCAGAAAGCUGCCGCAUUCCAGGAACACGAUGAAACUGUGGUGGUGAAAGAGAAAAUGGUGGGAGGAAUCGCACAGAUUAUUGCAGCUCAAGAAGAAAUGCUACGCAAAGAGCGGGAGUUGGAAGAAGCUCGCAAGAAGCUGGCCAUGAUCAGGCAGCAACAAUACAAGUUCCUUCCAUCAGAACUCCGUGAGGACUCCCAGAACUGAUUCUUCUGUACAUUACCACCAGUGCUCAUGAACAGCACUAUGUACUGGCCAUUCAUCCAUCCAUAUUCACAUGUUGCUACGUACGCUCCUCGGCUGAUCACUGGGAUUGCGAUGGGGAGUUGCCUUUCAUUCCUAUUACUCCCAGCUGGGGUUUUAUAGUGACCACAUUGCUUUUGUUUCUGACUUUCUGUUAACGGUUCAUUUUAAUCUCACAGUGCCUUAUUCUCCUCAUGCUGCUUCUGUUAAGUUUUAUCCUUGUUACCUCUUAAGCCUUAUUAACCUUGUGCUGCUUGUGAUACCUUAUUACCUCCACACUGCCUCUAUGUCCAAAUUCGUUCUUGCACCUUCAGCCCCAGGGGGCAGUGAAAAGGUAGCCACAGAUUUGCCGCCACAGUAGUGGUAGGGAAAUCAAUAGACUUGCUACUGCAGCAGUGGGAGAGAAGCCAGCAGACUUGCCACUACAGUAGUGGGAGAGGAGCGAACAGACUUGCCGCCAUGGCUGUAGGAGGGGAGCCAACAGCUGUGCCACUGCGGCUGUAGGAGGGGGAGCCAACAGCCGUGCCGCUGCGGCUGUAGGAGGGGAGCCAACAGUCGUGCCGCUGCAGCUGUAGGAGGGGAGCCAACAGCCGUGCCGCUGCAGCUGUAGGAGGGGAGCCAACAGCCGUGCCGCUGCAGCUGUAGGAGGGGAGCCAACAGCCGUGCCGCUGCAGCUGUAGGAGGGGAGCCAACAGCCGUGCCGCUGCAGCUGUAGGAGGGGAGCCAACAGCCGUGCCACUGCGGCUGUAGGAAGGGAGCCAACAGCUGUGCCACUGCGGCUUUAGGAGGGGAGCUAACAGACUUUGCCGCUGGUUGGGCCCUGUAUGUGCCUUAUCGGAUCAAUGGGGAAUCUGGUCUAAUUUCUUCUGCCUGCUGCUCCCUUAAAGUGCCUAAAUGUGCAAUGCACAGAUUGUUACUGCCAGACCCUAUCAGCUUUAUAUUUUGUUAAAUGUAUAAAAUGAGAUGGCCCUUUACAUUUCUAUAUAAAAAUAUCUAUUUUUAUUUGUAUUAUGUUUGGAUUUGUUCAGCUGUAGCUUGGUCCCUAUGGAGGUGCCUUCUACAUCUGUGCACUUCUGCGGCUGCACCAAAAGUAUUAUCAGCAAUAAAUGAUUUCACCAGA